AAAUUUUACAAUAAAUUAUCUUUCCAUGCCAACAAUGUUAUCUUACUAACUUUUUCUCUCUUCCUUCAUAAUGAACUAUACCUCACAUCAAGUGUAUAAAAUAAUGACAAAUAGUGCAGUAAUACAAUGUUGCAGAAGGAAAAGCCAUGUUCUUCGUUACUUGUUCAUAAUAUUAGCUGUUUGGAUUUUAAUCGUUUUGAUCACAACUUUAAUCACAAAGAAUCAACAUUGGAAACUCUAUCUUGAUAAAGCUAAACCUGGAAAACUAAUCAAUGAGAAUAUCUUUGAUAAAUGGUACCUAAGCAAUCGCAGAAAUCUUCUUGAAGAUGAGAAUGAAUUUGCUGGCAAUGCGAAGUUCAUGAACAUUCCUCUUCAUCCUACAAAUCUCAGCAAGGUUAUUGCUGUCCCACAGGACAUCACACAAUACUAUGCAAAAGUCAAUGAAGAAACAAUCCAGAAAGUGUUCGGAAUUUUGGAAUCUUUUAGACUUGUGAAAAACCCUAAUGUACCAGAUGAACUAAAUUGCCAAGAUAUUCUCAAAGGGGAUCAAUCAGCUGUUGUUCGGGGUAAACUAGCUAAUUUGGAGCUCGGUUCUAAGAAAUUCGAAGAUAAAAAGAAGAAAUUGAUUCCAAGACUAGAGGACAUUGUGGUAGAAGCAAAGAAUUGUGGAAAAUUCAAACAAAAUCGACAAUAUAUUACGAUUUCGCUGAGUUCAGAAGAAAAGGCAUAUUCUAUUGCCUAUAUUAUAACAAUACACAGGGACCUGCCUUCUUUUGAGCGUUUGUUACGUUCAAUCUACCACCCGCAGAACAUUUAUUGCGUUCAUGUCGAUGCAAAGUCAGAUCAAUCUUUCAAAGAUGGAGCAAAAGUUCUAACAGAUUGUUUCGAUAAUGUUUUCUUGGCUUCCAAACCAAUUGACGUCAGAUAUACACAUUGGAGUCGAUUACAGGCAGAUUUAAAUUGCAUGGAAGAUUUGGCGAAAAGGAGUAUGGAAUACCCUUGGAGGUACGUUAUCAACUUAUGUGGCCAAGACUUCCCAAUCAAAACCAAUUUAGAAAUUGUCAGAGCUCUGAAGAGUCUGCAAGGUCUUAACAGCUUGGAAACGUUUGUCACUCCUCCACAUAAAAAGAAAAGAUAUGAACUUCACUUUGAUCUUCCAUCUAAUCCAAAGAACGAUCAUUCUGUCAUGAAGAAAACAGACAUCAAGAAAUCUCCGCCACCUCAUAAAUUUGAAAUGUUUGCUGGGUCGGCAUAUUAUAUCUUCAAGAGAGCUGCGGUAGAGUUUAUACUUACAGAUCGCACUGUUCAAGAGUUCUUCAAAUGGAAUGAAGAUACUUACUCACCAGACGAGCAUGUGUGGGCAUCGUUGCAAAGACACUUUCCACAAUUUCCAGGGAGUUUUCCCCCCCAUGAAAAAUAUGAUUUAAACGAACUCCAAACAAUAACAAGAAUAAUAAAAUGGGGAGGACUCGAUAAAAAAGUCUAUCCAAAGUGCGAAGGAAGGUUUGUUCGCGGAAUUUGCGUAUUUGGAUGUGGCGACCUCGCGUGGUUAAUAACGCAAAAACAUCUUUUCGCUAAUAAAUUUGAACCGGACGUGGAUAUUUUAGCAAUUCAUUGCUUAGAAAACUGGGUACGCAACAGGACAAUUGAUCAUAGUAAGAUUUAUUUUGCGAGAGGAUUUUUGUGAAUUUGUCUUUUAUAAUGGAACAAUGUUAACCACUGCCUUUUAUAGUUAUUGUAUCGCUUUUCUAUUCAUUCUCUGACAUUUUUCUGUCACCCUGUUUGCUUUUCAGUUAGGCUGUAUUGAUAUUAUAUACAAGCAUGCCGAAUUAAAGUAUUAUCUUUCUUUAAGAAAGAUGAUUUAGCUUAUUCACAUGACAUGAUGUAGGCAUAAUUGACUUUGCAGUGUUUUUAUUAUCUGCUACUGUAAUUUAACUUUUGAUGAAAUCCUUUUUUAGUUGCCAGAAUUUCCUGUUCUUAGAAGUUUCAAAUAGGCCUUUACGGUUAUUGAAAAGGUUUAAUAUAUAACUGUAUGUUGAAAAAAAAAUUUUAUUGGGCGUGUUUGACUCUGAACAAGGCUUCGUACGCGUACCCAUUGAUAUGUUAGGAAUUACUGUUUUUGAAAGCCUUUCUGAUUUGACCAAGUGAGGUGGGGAUUGAACCCACCUUUCACUUGCAAAACCAGCAUAAAUGGUCUAUAAACUUUAACCAGCUAAAACCAUUCAACUUUUAUCUUGUUCCCGAUCUUAGGAAAAUCUACCCUUAUUUAAGUGCUUGACAGUGGCUUUUGACUUUGCAGUCUAAUGACUUGAUUUCUAAGUUGCAGGUAAACCUUUAUGACCAUUUUGCAUCUAUUUUUUGUACUUAUAAAGUCUUGUAUCAUGCAGGCACAUCUUUCAGGGUCUCCCGAGGUACGCCCCGCGAAUACUUCUGGUUGGCCUGGCUCAACAAUUUUUGCAUAUGUCAUUCCUAACCCCCACCUGACUACGUCAUCCGAAAAUUGCGUCACAGUGACGUAAUAUGGCCCCCUGAAGUAUGUGAAUGUUCGUCUUAACUGUGCAGUCGUUCAUUCGAAAUCGAGCAAGCUAUUUCUCUUGUUUUCUUGUCGUAACAAUACCGAUAAGAGAAUGAUCGCUGGCGUUAGUGGGUUCAUUAUAGUCGGCACAGAUGCCAUUUCGGACGAUGGUAGCUAUACUUUGGCAAGCUCUAUGACGGUAUUGUGACGUCGAAGUGAAAUAAUUUUUGGAUGACGUAGUCAGGUUUAGUGUUAGGAUUAUUAUAUGCAAAAAUCACUAUGCUACACCCACUAGAAUUACUUGUGCGCGUACUUUGAGAGACCCGAUCUUUUGUGCUUUUUUACAUACUACUAUUACUUUGAGCUUAUAUAUUUAAAAAUAUGCAUUUUCUGUUUUAUGACUAUAAUUAAGCAACCUUGCACUAUUUCUGUUGCUCUCUUCUUUGUUUCGUAAUCCUCCCUCUUAAAAAAUAGAAUAAUUUGUGCUUUGCCAAUUUUCUUGUUCGCUUUGGAUGGCUUUAACAUUUCAUACUUGGCUUAAAUAGGCUUACCAUAUAGGUGAAACUAAAAACCGCGACAGUGCGGAUUGGACUAACAUUGGUUCGAUUCCUUGGCUUAGUAUUAUUCAAAUCAUUGGAAAACUUAACGUUAGAUGUUAAAUUGACGUAGUGAAUAUACAAUAAUUAUGAUAUAACAAUAUAGUAGUUCGCUUUCUCAUUGAACUAGCGAAGUGAUAAAUCCGUGAUAAAUGGACUGCCUCCAUUAACAAAAAAGAAUUUUGUAUUAAUAUUAAAUAAAAAAAUAAUUUCAACUGCCAUACUGCGUGACCAGGACAUUUAAGUCUACCGCUUAAGUCAUUAAAAUGAUCACAUGCAAUUAUGUCUGAGAAAAAUCACACUUGCCCAAUAUUUUACACUGCUGCACUGUUUUUUGUGUGUAAUUUUUUUGUCAAAUAAGAUAAAAUUUUUCCUAUUUACAGUAUUACGAUUGGAUAGGAUUUACCGUACAUAUUUCAAUAUUUAUCUCGGGGAAAGAAAGUUGACAAGAUGGCUUAAUCCUAUGGCAAACCAUGACUUCUCGUUCGAUUACCAUGCCAUGUCUGGUAUGGGAUUAGUUAGCCAGUUAUUUGUUUCAGAUGCAUGGACUUGAUGGUGGAGGAAUAAGUAACCAACCAGCAUCUAUGUAAACCACUCAACGAUGGUGAGGAGUCGAGCAAUCCUCUAGCACAGCGGUUCUCAAACUUUUCAACCUCGAACUAAAACAAGCGAACAAUAAGCUACAAUUAACAAAUAGCAAGGCGAAAAAUAUGUUUUAUCAAAAAAAAACAUAUUGAAAAUACACGGAUGGAACGUAAAUAUGAAGAAAUGUAAAUAGCACAAUUAGUUCACAGUUCCGUAGGGAUCAUGAUCCUCCUGGUAGAAACCACUGUUAGAGAAAUUUAUAUAAACCAUACCUAUAGUAGUCUAGUGUUAUUUAAUGUACUUAUUUUAUUUUUUAAAAAUACUAUAUGUGUGUGGGGACCAUGUCUAUGUUUGGGUUUGUGGGAUUGAAUAUAAAUAUUUUUGUGUUUUUUUUAGAUCUUGUCUAAAAAAGCAUGUCAUGUCAUUUUUAAAAUAUUCCCUUUUUGCUUUCGGUUCUGGAAGAGGUUUCCACCUUUUCUCCGAACAAUGUUAUUUACUAGAAUCCACUGAUACAUGAAAGUUUCUGGUUUUUGAAGACAUUAGUAAAUUUUGUUUUAGUAACCGAUAAUAUCAUCGUACUAGUUCAAAUUUUUCCACUAGUCAUGGUGAGAGUUGACCUCGAUGACCAUAUGGUCGUAUCACUUCCUCCUGUCCAUACCAAAACAAUUUUAUUGCUGUUGCUAUUAUAUUUUUUAUCAAUAACUGUUUUUUUGGUUGACGAAAUAAUAAAUCGCUUUCUAUUUUCCUAUUAUCUUAGGCAUAGUAAUUGAACCUGGGACAUUUUACCUUCAAUGCCAAUUUAGUUUGGUAUAAAGCUCUAACCAUGUACACAAAAUAUAGCAAUAUCCAUAAAACAAUCAUGUUGUAAACGUGACGUGCCAAAGUUAAAAUAUGGAUGUUAAUCACUAAUCGAAUGAUGAUUUGCUUUGCAAUUAUAAUUCUCUCAUGAUAUGAAGUUUAUCAAAAAUAAAUUCUUUGCUUUGAUAUGUUUUUCUUUCUUUUUAUAAAGCUGUAUAUAUUGCUCAAUAGAGUCUAUGGAGUUUAACAUAUGGAAUAUAUCAGGUAUUUUCCAAUGCAUAUACCGUCAUGCUUUUUUUAUGGGCUAACUUAAAAAUAUUUUAUGCUCAAAAUUUGUGUGUGUAUAAAAUUUCUACCAUGGCUAUAUAGUCUUGCAUCAAGGUAAAUAUCAAAAUUCCAAAGAUUCAAAAACCUUGAAAUCUUCGAGUUUGACGCACAGUCUUCUCUGAUUUAUCAUGAUAACGUUCUCACUUAGAAUCUAGAAUCCUGGUCAUCUACCAGGAUGUGUGACUUUAUGGACAUGACCCUGUAUCUUAUUUACAUAAUUUUGGUACGAAACUUCUCUAAUUUUUCUAUUGUUAAACAUGGAAGGAUAUAAAAAUCGGUGCUCCCGCAGUAUUCGUACCAAGAUGGCGCACAACCUGAACAUAGUAUGUGUACCAGGGUAGGGUUAGCAGGUUGUGCGCCAUCUUGGUACGAAUACUACAGAAGCGCCUAAAAAUCUCUGUAGGUAGACAGUAUUACUGUUGUGUUUCGCCACCACCAGAGAGUCCUGUGAAUCAGAAAUUAGAAUCAAAUUCUGUAUCAAUUUCCAUGAUGUUACAAUCUGUUGAUCAAAAUUUGAAGUGAAAAAAAUUGUGCAUGUGUGGUUUUAUUAAACAUGGCCUAAUAAUGUUGGGCUAUUUUUUUGUCAGUUAAAAACCUAUAACCCAAAGUCUGUAAUGAAAUUUAUUACCACUGAUGCUGCUUAGUUUAUUGUAGUCUCAUGAUUCUUAAUAGUAUUAUUAGAUUAAAUGCUUUAUUUGAAAUAAAGGUCUUUGUAAAAUCUGUA
This is a messenger RNA of Styela clava, 5545 nucleotides long. Its product is annotated as beta-1,3-galactosyl-O-glycosyl-glycoprotein beta-1,6-N-acetylglucosaminyltransferase 3-like. Gene Ontology annotation, cellular component: membrane. Gene Ontology annotation, molecular function: acetylglucosaminyltransferase activity. Lineage: Eukaryota; Metazoa; Chordata; Ascidiacea; Stolidobranchia; Styelidae. The record is from RefSeq and is a predicted model, not a curated record.